Caenorhabditis elegans is the source of this 428-nucleotide messenger RNA. RefSeq lists its product as uncharacterized. Bases 5 to 319 code for a protein of 104 amino acids. The record is from RefSeq and is marked reviewed. NCBI's taxonomy places the organism in Eukaryota, Metazoa, Nematoda, Chromadorea, Rhabditida, Rhabditidae. The transcript has 3 exons.
AGAAAUGACUGGCACAGCUUUAUCAGAUGUUCAUAUUCAACAAUGGCAGCUUGAAAAGGAGAAUAAUGAAAAAAGAGUGUACAAUCUAUGCGAAGUAUGCUUCAAGCCCUUCAAUUUGGCUAAUAUAGAUAUGCAUUUAGAAGCGGGGUGUGCUGCGGAAAUUUACAACCGAUACAACUUAACACCGAUCGACAACAACAAUAACUGUCAAAAUUCCACCUCUUCACAGCAAAACAACAUGACACACAAACCGAAGAAAAGUAAAAAGGUUAUUCGAGUGUUGAAAAAUAAACGGAAGAAGAAGGCGACAUCAAAAUAGUUAAUAAUUGUUUCAUUCACAAAUUUUUUCUGUACAAUCUAUUUGUGGUACCUGAACGAUCAUCAGCGACGGUUUUGAAAUAAGAUUUUAAUAAAUUGGUUAGUAGAGU